AGCUUUCAAAAGUGUAUGCAGCAAGAGCCUGAGCUGCACGGGACUGUGUGGGAGGAGGAACGGGAGAAAGACGAGAAGAAGGAGCAGAAGGAGGAGAAGGAGCAGAAGCAGAUCCAGGCUGGGAGUCAGCAUCGGCUACAGGAGGCCAGGAAGGUGGAAGAGGCGACAACCUGCAGAGAACGCGCUGAGGUGUUACAGGAGCGACCUGAGGCACAAAUAAAGCUCCUGCGAGCGGAGGAUGCCAUCAGUGACAUGAAAAAGCAGGUCUGUCACCUGCAGGCCUCUCUGAAAUCUGGACAGGACGGUGCUGAGCAAAAACACAGCGGUCAAGUUCCUCACGUUCAUAGGGGAGAUGACGCAGAGAGACAGGAAGCAGGCACAGCGGUGGACCCAGUGGUGAGGAAGCAGAGGGAUGCAGCCGUGGCCGUUGAGCAUGAGAAGAUCUCAACCUUAGAGCCAAAACAAACCGAGCCACAGGCGACCACAGGUGGGCUCCUGGUGACCCUGAAGAGGAUCGAAGCGAUGGUCAGCAGCGCCCUCGGGAUGGCGGAGGUGGUGAGGCAGAGCGAGAGGAAGGUGAGCCAGGUGAGAGAAAAGAUGGAAAGCAUCACUCAGAAGGCGGAGGAGGAGGCUUUGGCUCGAUCAGCCGACACCAGGGAGCUGCUGGAGACCAAGGAGGAAUGUCCAGCACAGAAGUCCCCAGAUCCCUGUAUGCCACGUCAUCCUGAAACAAGCACAAUAAGCUUUGUAGAUUAUGCCGGACCUGAGCAGAAAAGCAGUACACAACUUCCUGCUUCAGCUCAAGUCCCAGAGGCUCCACAGCUGUCCAUGAAUGGUGGCCCAAGACAAGCCAGCGGCUGGGAGCUCCAGCGAGAGCAGAAACUCUUCCCGCCCGGGUUUCCAUUAAAACAAGGCGGCCGUAACUUGAGGGGACCCUGUAACUUCUCCAGCCCUUUCACCUCCCCGUUCCUCCGCUCUGGGCCCUCUCUGCCCUCCGUCAUGCCCACUCUGCCUGAGGAAGAGGAGGACUCUCCUGAGGAACUGGACAGUUCAUCCAGCUCCCCCAGCACAUCUACACCAGCCGAAAGCAAAGCCGUCAUCAUGGCCGCCCCCACCAUCGUCUACCCGCAGAAGGCCGUCCUUGUCCAACAAGAGGGACGCUCCCUUGAGCAGGCCAGGCCACACAGUCCCAGAGCUCGCCAGGCCAGAAACUCCUCUGGAGGACCCAUCACCACAGUUGACAGCACCGGUAAUGUGAUUGACCUGGUGAAGGACCCACUUCCGGAGCUUCAGCUCUCUGAGGAGGAUCGGCAGAAGAACCUGGAGCUUAUCGAACAGGCCAAGAUGGUCAGCGACCGCUUUCUGACCCGCCGGGGGCGACGAUCCACCAGCAGCCUCACCGACUCACCCACAGGUCUCUCUCCACCUCCAACACCAUCAACGUCACCAUCCUCGUCAAGAAGCAGCUCUGUCAUUGGUCCGUCUCAGACUGGAACCACAGAGACCACAAAUGGCUGCCCACAGUCAGUCAGUCAGCAUUUAGAGGUGCCAACAGGGAGAGAGCAGUCUGAUUUAAAGAACCAGGAUCAGGAGGAUGAGCCGUCGGUGGACUAUAAGCCCGUUGAGAAAAGAAAAGUGUCCUCUGGAACCCUAACGCCUCGCUUCGCUGUUCAGAAGGAGAACCGUGACCUGACCAGGCCUAAGAGUCCUCAGGCAGUCAGCAAAGCCGAUGAGGUUUCAGGCCGAAACCCAAACACGACCCCAGCCACAGGGGUGGCCAAGCCUGUCCCCAGACCCCCUACUCAGCGGGCCCCCUGCACAGCGGAGAUCAAAACUAUUGGUGCUUUCCCUCCGCUGAUGAGGGCUGUGUCGUGGGAUGCCGUUGGCAGCAUUAAUUCAAGAACUGGAGCCCCUGGUUUCCCACCAGCAGUCGACGAGGUUUUCUCAGAUAAAUCCAGAGACGGUGUGUACAAGUCCUCAUUGUACAAGGAUCUGCAAGCCCAACCAGGCAGCAUCCAGAAACUGUCCAAACUUAGAGAGGAGCACAAGCUGAUGCGUAACCAGAGUAUAGUUGGCUGCAAGUUACCGGACCUGAGUGAAGCUGCUGAGCAGGAAAAAGGACCUCCACCUUCUGCAAAUACCAGCAGCAGCGAGGAGACAAAGGAGAAGUCUGACUCCAUGCCAAACAUUUCAGAUGUGAUGCUGAGAAAACUCAGACUUCACCGAGGUCUGCCAGGCUGUGCGCCCCCGCUCACCGAGAAAGAAGUUGAGAAUGCAUUCGUCCAGCUCUCGCUUGCAUUUCGCAACGACAACUACACCCUGGAGACGCGGCUCAAGCAAGCCGAGAGGGAGAGGAACCUGACGGAGGAAGACACGGAGAAAGAGCUGGAGGAGUUCAAAGGCUCCCUGAAGAUGACUGCACCGCAGUGGCAGAACAUGGAGCAGCGGGAUGCCUACGAACGGCUCAUAGAGACGGUGGCGGUGCUGUACCGACUGACAACGAGGCUCUCCAGCAGAGCAGAGAUAGUUGGAGCGGUUCGGCAGGAGAAACGUAUGAACAAAGCCACUGAGGUGAUGAUGCAAUAUGUGGAAAAUCUAAGAAGGACAUAUGAGAAGGACCACGCAGAGCUGAUGGAGUUUAAGAAACUGGCUAACCAGAACUCAAACCGCUGUUAUGGAGCAGCCGUAGACGCUGGAGACGACGGGGUUCCACGGUCAUCAAGAUCCAUGUCCCUCACCCUUGGAAAGGCCUUGCCCAGACGCAGGGUGAGCGUGGCAGUGGUGCCUAAGUUUAACCUCCUCAACAUCCCGGGUCAGAGCCCAGCAGCUGCCGGCCCAGGUUCAAACGUGGGUCUCACACCGGGUCCUGCUCUUCCUGUCCUGUGUGAAGCAGCUGAUGCGAAAAGCAGCACUCCCACAGAAGCGGUUCAACCGGCAGGAGAGUGUGGAAAGAGUGGGACGGAGCCGGAAAGCGAGCCCGUCAAGCCACCAGUCAACUUGGAGGAGAUCAGAGCUGAGAUCAGAGCCGAGAUCAAGGCGAAGAUCGAGGAGGAAGCGUACAAUAAAGGCUACCAAGAGGGACUGAAGUACAGCAAAGUGCUCCUGGAAGAGAAGGAAGCAGAGGAAAUGGAUGCAGAGAAACUGCUGGAGCUGAAACACAAGGAUGAGGAAAGUGGAAAGAGGUAUAAGAGCAGCAGGAGGAUGGAGGAGGUGCUGGUGCUUCUCAGUCGGUUUUGUCCCUCGAUCUCUGUCAGCCGCCGCCUUCUUUGGGUCGUCCUGAUGCUCUUUGUGGUGAUGUGCGUGCUUAUCAGUAUUUUCACAUUCUUCAGCGACUACUACAACCGCCGCGAGGACACAUAAGGGACGAUUUUUACGAGACAACAAAGAUGGCUGGACCGAGCGAAACAAAAGAAGCCUGCAGCAGAGUUUCUGCUACGCUAGCAGCUCCUUAAGGACAGACGCACUCGAGUGGAAGGACUCUGACUGAGAUGGUCGGGGCUUGUUUGGAAGACUUUAUGAUUGAUUUCUCUUUUUUUCAAUACGUUUUGUUUAGAAGAGAGAGUUUGUCAUUUAUUGGAGGAAAAAAAAACAACUAUUUAGGUUUAGGGACCAAAUAUAGAGUGUGAUGAAACAUUUAAUUUAUAGGUGCAAAUGUAAUAAUACAUCCUGCCUUUGGUUCUUUGAAAUAUGACAUCUUCUUUAAAAUGGCACAGUAAAAAAAAAAAUCUGAAAUUUGAACACAAGAGAUUUUUAAUUUAUAUCUAAAAAAAAUGUUUGUUUGUUGGUUAAGUUCUAUAAAGGGCAUUUAAAGUUUAGACAUAAGCACAUACAAAGAAGGUUUUUUUUAGUGCAAUAUUUGGAGGUUAUGUAAUUUUUUGAUUUAGGGGGGGGGGGCACUGGCAGAUUUCCAGUUGGUUAUGAGAGCACUUUUUAGAUUACCUUUCUGAGAGACUGGGUUGAAAAUGAUUUUGCUACUUUACCUUUAAAUAAAAGGUGUUUGAGAAUCGAUCUCUACCA
This is a messenger RNA of Fundulus heteroclitus (mummichog), 4017 nucleotides long. RefSeq names its product murine retrovirus integration site 1 homolog (gene irag1). The transcript is spliced from 24 exons. The record is from RefSeq and is a predicted model, not a curated record. NCBI's taxonomy places the organism in Eukaryota, Metazoa, Chordata, Actinopteri, Cyprinodontiformes, Fundulidae. Bases 16 to 3360 code for a protein of 1114 amino acids.